Vittaforma corneae ATCC 50505 is the source of this 357-nucleotide messenger RNA. RefSeq lists its product as uncharacterized. The coding region runs from base 1 to 357 and encodes 118 amino acids. Lineage: Eukaryota; Fungi; Microsporidia; Nosematidae. The transcript has a single exon. The record is from RefSeq and is a predicted model, not a curated record.
AUGGUUUUUAUAGGUUUUGUGAAAAAACUCAACUCAACACUGUUUAGUAAAAUUACUUCAAAAAAUGAGCUCUUUCUACUAAAUGGCAAAGAAAUAUCAUACUGUGAACUGUGUGGUAUCGUGAUCAGCAUUUCGUCGAAUAACAUUAUAAUUUGUGACUUUUUUGGAUUAAUGGAAAUCUAUAAAAGUGCAGAUAUAGUUCCUAAAGGAAAAGGCCCAUUUAUUUUCAUAAUAAAGUUGUAUUCUAAGAGAGGAACAAUUUAUGGAUAUUGUAAGAAUAUUAGAAGUGUGUCCAUAUAUGAAGAAAUAUCUUUUAAUAUUGAAGUUAAAGCACUGAUUGCAAGUUUUUGCUACUAA